Molecule: messenger RNA, 1143 nt
Organism: Pieris brassicae (large cabbage white)
Lineage: Eukaryota; Metazoa; Arthropoda; Insecta; Lepidoptera; Pieridae
Gene: Scsalpha1
Product: succinate--CoA ligase [ADP/GDP-forming] subunit alpha, mitochondrial
Exons: 6
Coding region: 81-1076 (331 amino acids)
Biological process (GO): tricarboxylic acid cycle
Cellular component (GO): mitochondrion; succinate-CoA ligase complex (ADP-forming)
Molecular function (GO): succinate-CoA ligase (ADP-forming) activity; succinate-CoA ligase (GDP-forming) activity
Source: RefSeq, a predicted model, not a curated record
GAAUCACGUCAUUACGUAAUGGCUGUGGUUGUCAGUGUCAGUAGAUAAAAUUUUAAUAAUUUAUCUUUUCAUAUAAAAUAAUGGCUGUCCCGUUCCGGAUUCUUUCUCGCUGUAAAGAUGGUUUUAAGCUUGGAAAUGUCAGAUUUCAGUCUCAGUAUACUGAGACUAGAAAAAACUUAAUACUCACAAAAGAAACUAAAGUCAUAGUGCAGGGUUUUACUGGCAAACAAGGAACAUUCCAUAGUCAACAGGCACUUGAUUAUGGAACUAAUGUUGUUGGUGGUGUAUCACCAAAAAAAGCUGGAACAGAACAUCUGGGUAAGCCAGUUUUUGCAACUGUGAAAGAGGCAAAAGAGAAAACUGGUGCCCAUGCAUCUGUCAUCUAUGUACCACCCCCGGCUGCAGCUGGAGCCAUUAUGGAAUCUAUUGAAGCUGAAAUUCCUUUGGUUGUGUGCAUCACAGAAGGAGUACCUCAACAUGAUAUGGUACGUGUGAAACAUGCCCUACUCCGACAGAACAAGACCAGGCUGGUAGGCCCUAACUGUCCUGGUAUUAUAGCACCUGAGAAGUGCAAGAUUGGUAUCAUGCCAGCAGCUGUGCAUAAGUCUGGAUGUAUCGGAGUUGUUUCCCGAUCUGGUACACUUACCUAUGAGGCUGUACAUCAGACAACAAUAACUGGUUUGGGCCAGACACUAUGUGUUGGUAUUGGUGGUGAUCCUUUCAACGGAACAGACUUUAUUGAUUGCUUAGAAGUGUUUCUUGCUGACCCUAACACCAAGGGAAUCAUCCUUAUUGGAGAGAUAGGUGGUAAUGCAGAAGAGUUAGCAUCGGAAUACCUCACCCAGAACAACACUACCAAGGGUCAAAAGGCUAAGCCAGUCGUAUCAUUCAUUGCUGGUUUGACAGCACCUCCUGGUAGACGCAUGGGUCACGCUGGGGCAAUCAUAUCAGGUGGUAAGGGAGGUGCCAUGGACAAAAUUAAAGCUUUAGAAAAGGCAAAUGUUAUCGUCACCCGCUCUCCUGCGAAAAUGGGCGCCGAGUUGUUAAAAGAAAUGAAGCGAUUGGAACUUGUUUAAAGAAUCAUGCAGUGACAUUAUUUUACUUUGUAUAGAAUUUUAGUAAUUAUACCAUAUUUAUUUAUUC